Messenger RNA from Physeter macrocephalus (sperm whale), 4978 nucleotides. It is a transcript of the gene SGSM3, whose product is annotated as small G protein signaling modulator 3. The coding region runs from base 2518 to 4479 and encodes 653 amino acids. Lineage: Eukaryota; Metazoa; Chordata; Mammalia; Artiodactyla; Physeteridae. The record is from RefSeq and is a predicted model, not a curated record. Gene Ontology annotation, molecular function: protein binding. The transcript is spliced from 21 exons.
GAGCGCCGACAGGGCCGAGUCUGGAGCCCGACAAGCGUUGGCACAGUGGUGGCGGCGGCCCGCGGCUGGCGGGGGCGGCUGGACGUACUCCGCGGGGCGGGGCAAAUGUUUCUGGACCAGAUGAAGCUUGAGGAGCCUUCCAGCUGUAAGAUAUUAGGAUAGGAAACUCCCGAGUCUGGAUCUACAGAAGACUUGCCUGUCCUCUCCACACAAUGUCAGAAGGAAGAGGCAGUGGAGCAACCAGAUUUCUGCUAUGAUGAGUUUGGCUUCCGCGUGGACAAGGAAGAUGUUUUACCCAGAUGUUCCAGAAUCAAGGACAGAGCCACAUCUGACGGUGAUGCUGUUAUAAGUAUCUGGAAUCCUUUGGGGUUUUUUUUUGCCACGUUGCGCAGCUUGCGGGAUCUUAGUUCUCCAACCAGGGAUUGAACCCACGCCCUUGGCAGUGAAAGCAGUGACUCCUAACCACUGGACCACCAGGGAAUUCCCUGGUUUUUUUUUUUUUUAAGAUUAAUUUUAUUGAUCUUCAUAUAAUAAAAGCAAUAAUGUUCAUUAUAGAGAAUUUUAAAACUACAUCAAGAUAUAAAGAUUAAAACAAAUUAACCCAUUAUCCUACAACCUGAAGAUAACUGCUGACAUUUCAAUGUAUUUUUUUCCUGGCUUUGUGUGUAUCCAUAUGUAACUUUUCAUAACUAAGAUGAUAUCAUAUACAUGUUUUUAUGUUGCUCUUAUAUCUCUUAACAUUCCAUGAGCAUUUUUUCUGUCAGUUAAGACCUCUUUAAAGCAUGUUUUUCAGUGGCUGUGUACUAUCCUUGUAAUUAUAAUGGCUUUGUCAUUUAAAAAAAAAAUUUUUUUUUUAAUUUAUUUAUUUUUGGCUGCAUUGGGUCUUCGUUGCUGUGCGAGGGCUUCUCAUUGCGGUGGCUUCUUUUGUAGCAGAGCACGGGCUCUUAGGCGCGCGGGCUUCAGUAGUUGUGGCGCACGGGCUUAGUUGCUCCGCGGCAUGUGGGAUCUUCCUAGACCAGGGUUCGAACCCAUGUCCCCUGCAUUGGCAGGCGGAUUCGUAACCACUGCGCCAGCACGGAAGUCCCUGUCGUCAUAUUUUUUAUAACCAUUCUUCUGUAAGUGGGCCCUUAGGCCAUUUCCAUUAUUUUCUACUGUAAAGACACCUGCUGUUGCCGAGUGGGCUGCUGGAAAGCUGUCUGCCAGAACCCAGGGUAGCCUGUCACCAACCAGACGUUAACUGACUGACUGAGACCAUUCAUCUUCAGGUCACUCAUAUUCCCAGUUCUGAUGAGUCUUCCAUGUUCUCUAGUUUGCAGGCAGACAUUCAGAAGGUAAAAGCUGGGCCUGAGAGGAGCACAGGGAACUUUCUAGUAUGAUGGAAGUAUUCUGUAUCUUGACGGGGACAGCGUUUAGACUGUCAGUGUUUAGACAUUUGUUUAUUGAUACUCAACAAAGUGUACACUUAAAGUUUGUGCACUUUAUGUGAAUUCACUGAAGGUGAAGUUUCAGAAAGUGGAGGCCAAGGGCAUGGCUUUAGGAUGAGGAAGGAUGAGGCUCCGUGGGGCGGGGGGCCCACCCCCCUGUGCAUCCCCAGUGCCUCAAACAGAACCAGAGGUGGUCUUGGUCCCGUGAGGUCCCAGGCAGUAAACAAACAAAUGUAUGCUGGGGGCAAGAAGAGGCUGGGAGAGGAGGGGAGGUGGCAGGCGUUUGAACAGAGACUGGGAAGAAGUGAGGCAGUGAGUGUGGCCAGAAGGGGAAUAACAGGUGCAAGGCCCUGAGGCGGACUGGAUUUGUGGGAAAGAGCUGGGGUGGAGGGAGCAGGGCGUGAGGAGGCGGGGUCGGGUGCUGUGUCUGCGCGACAGGCUCUGAGCUGUGACAGGGCUGUGAGCAGCCUCUAGGGAGGCAGGGCAGGACCAGGAGGCCGGUGAGGAGGCUGUUGCUCUAAUUCAGGCGAGAGACGGUGGCUUGGACUACUAGGUCCAUAGUCGGAGGGGAGAGGGCCGAGGUUCUGCCUGUGCUCUGAAGAGGAGGAGCCUGAGCACCUGGUGCGGGGUGGCCUCGUGGAUCUGGUUUGGGGGUGAAAGCGAAGAGUUCGCGCUGGCUGUUCGGGGUGCCACGGGAGGUGGUUGGAAAGGUGGCCCUGGCUUUCGGCAGUGAGAUCCGGGCGGCGGACCCAGAGCCCAGUCCUCUGCUCUCGGGGCACAGGCGGCGGGGGUCGCUCUCCUUCCUCCCUCACAGGCGCAGACGGCACCCCCCGCCCAGGCCAGCUGCUGGAGGACCCCCCCCAGAGGCUGCGCUGGCAGGCCCACCUGGAGUUCACCCACAACCACGACGUGGGGGACCUCACCUGGGACAAGAUUGCCAUCUCCCUGCCCCGCUCGGAGAAGCUCCGCUCCCUGGUGCUGGCCGGGGUGCCCCACAGCAUGAGGCCGCAGCUGUGGAUGCGGCUCUCCGGGGCCCUGCAGAAGAAGAGGAACUCCGAGCUGUCCUACCGAGAGAUCGUGAAGGACAGCGCCAAUGACGAGACCGUUGCUGCCAAGCAGGGGCCCCUGGCCUCCUUCCCGGGGGUCUCGGUGUCAGGGGUGCGGAGGCUGUGCGCCUGCUCCUGUGCCUCACAGGCUCUUGUGGGCGGGCUGCCAGCAGAUUGAGAAGGACCUGCUCCGCACCAUGCCCAGCAACGCCUGCUUUGCCCACGUGAGCAGCGUGGGCGUACCCCGCCUGCGCAGGGUGCUCCGAGCGCUGGCCUGGCUCUACCCGGAGAUCGGCUACUGCCAGGGCACGGGCAUGGUGGCUGCCUGCCUCCUGCUGUUCCUGGAGGAGGAGGACGCCUUCUGGAUGAUGUGCGCUAUCAUCGAGGACCUGCUCCCCGCCUCCUACUUCAGCACCACUCUGCUGGGCGUCCAGACCGACCAGCGGCUCCUGCGCCACCUCAUUGUCCAGUACCUGCCUCGGCUGGACAGGCUGCUCCAGGAGCAUGACAUCGAGCUGUCCCUCAUCACACUGCACUGGUUCCUCACGGCCUUCGCCAGCGUGGUGCACAUCAGGCUGCUACUGCGCCUCUGGGACCUGUUUUUCUACGAGGGCUCCCUGGUGCUGUUCCAGACCACGCUGGGCAUGCUGCGCCUCAAGGAGGAGGAGCUGAUCCAGUCGGAGAAUUCGGCCUCCAUCUUCAACACGCUGUCGGACAUACCGUCGCAGAUGGAGGACGCGGACCUGCUGCUGGGGGAGGCCAUGCGGCUGGCGGGCUCCCUCACUGACGUGGCUGUGGAGAGCCAGCGCCGCAAGCACCUGGCCUACCUCCUAGCCGACCAGGGCCAGCUCCUGGGCGCCAGCCCCACCGCCAGCCUCUCUCAGGUUGUCCGCCGCAGGACCCAGCGGAGGAAGUCUGGCAUCACGUCGCUGCUCUUCGGGGAGGACGACCUGGAGGCGCUCAAGGCCAAGAACAUCAAGCAGACGGAGCUGGUGGCCGACCUCCGGGAAGCCAUCCUUCGUGUGGCACGCCACUUCCAGUGCACAGACCCCAAGAACUGCAGUGUGCAGGAGCUGAGCCCGGACUACAGCAUGGAGAGCCACCAGAGGGACCACGAGAACUACGUGGCAUGCUCGCGCGGCCACCCACGCCGGGCCAAGGCCCUGCUGGACUUCGAGCGCCACGAUGAUGACGAGUUGGGUUUCCGCAAGAACGACAUCAUCACGAUCGUCUCCCAGAAGGACGAGCACUGCUGGGUGGGGGAGCUGAACGGCCUGAGAGGCUGGUUUCCAGCAAAGUUCGUGGAAGUCCUGGAUGAGCGGAGCAAGGAGUACUCCAUCGCGGGGGACGAUUCUGUGACAGAGGGGGUCACGGACCUCGUGCGAGGGACCCUCUGCCCGGCCCUGAAGGCCCUGUUUGAACACGGACUGAAGAAGCCUUCCCUGCUUGGGGGCGCCUGCCACCCCUGGCUGUUCAUCGAGGAGGCGGCGGGCCGGGAGGUCGAGAGAGACUUCGACUCGGUGUAUUCGCGCCUAGUGCUGUGUAAGACGUACAGGUUGGAUGAAGAUGGCAAAGUCCUGACCCCAGAGGAGCUGCUCUACCGAGCUGUGCAGUCCGUUAAUGUGACCCAUGACGCUGCACACGCACAAAUGGACGUCAAGCUCCGCUCCCUCAUCUGCGUGGGGCUCAAUCCUCAGGACCCUCUGCCUGGAGCCGCCCCCGACCCCGCCCUGCCUGUGGCCAGUGAGCAGGUCCUGCACCUGUGGCUGGAGGUGCUCUGCUCCAGCCUGCCCACCGUGGAGAAGUGGUACCAGCCCUGGUCCUUCCUGCGCAGCCCCGGCUGGGUCCAGAUCAAGUGCGAGCUGCGGGUCCUCUGCUGCUUCGCCUUUAGCCUCUCCCAAGACUGGGAACUUCCUGCAAAGAGAGAGGAGGAGAAGCAGCCCCUGAAGGAGGGCGUCCAGGACAUGCUGGUGAAGCACCACCUUUUCAGCUGGGACAUAGACGGGUGAUGCUCUUCCUCCAGGGCCCCUGUCACACCCAGGCCUCCCCAGACCCCUUGGCUACCAGGCCCCUUCCUCAAGCAAGAAGAGAACAGCCCGGCGCUGGCCAGCCUCGGGCCCACCCCAAGCUGCAAGGUCGAGGGGAGGACACACUCGGGAGCUCUGGCUGGGCACCGUGGUAGGGAGUCCGGGGACACUGCCCUGGGUGCCAGAGUGCUGGUGGAGGGCAGCAGGUGGCAGGAGCAGAAGGUGGGGGCCCGGCUCAGCCCGUUACUCUCAGCGCCCGGGGGAGGGCUCUGCCCUGCCAGGGUCUUUACCAGAGGCCCCGGGCCCCAGGCUCGCUGUGCUGAACAAAAACCUUGGGAGGUGGAGCGCCACCUCUGUCCUGUCAGGUUUUGCUCAGGAGGAGGGUGGGGAGGCUGAAGGGCUCCCCUGCCCUCUUUGAUUUACAAAUAAACUGUCUUUGAGACGCACCUCUCCCACCUUCUGUCUAGCCAGCUGCGCGUCC